Molecule: messenger RNA, 391 nt
Organism: Entrophospora candida
Lineage: Eukaryota; Fungi; Glomeromycota; Glomeromycetes; Entrophosporales; Entrophosporaceae
Source: the annotation of a GenBank genome assembly
GUUUUAUUGAAGCAGAUGAAGAAAAUGAAUUCAAUAUCUAUUUUCAACGUAAUAAACAUGAAGAACAUGAAGUGGAAGUUUUAAAUGAAGAUUUGGAAAUGAUUGAUAGCAGAAGGCAGUCUGCAGCUAGAUUAUUGUCAAAUUUGACACCAAUUUCAAUUUUUAUGCUUUUUUUUACAAAUGAAAUAUUUAGUCAACUUGUUGAAAAUUCCAAUUUAUAUGCAAUUGAAAAAGGUGCCGGAACAGGAAGAGACUGGUAUCCAUUAACUGUUCCUGAAUUGAAAAUUUGGAUAGCAUUGUUAAUAUAUAUGGGUCCUUUUAAAUUUCUAUCAGUUAAUGAUUACUGGAAUUCAGAUGAUAGAUUUCCAAAACAUAAAAUAACCCAACAUAU